Messenger RNA from Lathyrus sativus (Indian pea), 261 nucleotides. Lineage: Eukaryota; Viridiplantae; Streptophyta; Magnoliopsida; Fabales; Fabaceae. The record is from the annotation of a GenBank genome assembly.
AUGAGCAACGAAGCAAAAGGCAAAACGAAGAUCGACGGUGGUAAAGUCAGUGGAGGAUUUAGGUCAAAAUUGAAUCACGCCCUCUACAGCGGCGAAAAGAAGCACGUUUUCGCUGGCUUAGUUCUCAUCACCGCCGUCUUUUCUGUACCAUGGUUUCUCAUGAACAGAGGAUCAAAACAUCAGUCUCAUCAAGAUUACUUGGAAAAAGCUGAUAAAGCAAGGAGCCAAAGACUCUCAUCCAGCCCUGCGUCUGCCAAAUAG